AUGUUCAAGAGGGUGAUCUUUCCAAGAUUCGGGACGCCAAGGGUCGUGAUCAGUGAUGGAGGAUCUCACUUCAUCAACCGCACCAUCGAAGCUCUUUUGAAGAAGUAUGCUUGCCACCUUCCAUUUGAGCUUGAGUACAAAGCUCUUUGGGCGAUCAAGAAGAUGAAUUUUGAUUGGAAAUCGGCCGCGGAGAAGCGGAUGUUAGAGCUUCAUGAGCUUGAUGAGAUUCGGAUGGAUGCGUAUGAGAACGCCCGAAUCUACAAGGAGAGGAUGAAGAAGUGGCAUGAUCGCCGUGUAUUGCAGAGAGCAUUCAGAGAUGGUGACCAAGUGCUCCUCUUCAACUCUAGAUUUAAGCUCUUUCCGGGAAAGCUAAAAUCGCGUUUGUCGGGACCGUUCACAAUCAAGAAGGUUUAUUUCCAUGGAGCGGUAGAGUUAUACGGUCACGCUAGAACCACAUUUAAGGUGAAUGCUCAAAGGUUAAAGGUCUAUAACCCUGGAGAACGAGACAUAGAGAGAGGCACAUUACGCUUCUCCGAUCCAGUUGAGCAAUAG
Tarenaya hassleriana is the source of this 552-nucleotide messenger RNA. RefSeq lists its product as uncharacterized. The record is from RefSeq and is a predicted model, not a curated record. Bases 1 to 552 code for a protein of 183 amino acids. Gene Ontology annotation, molecular function: nucleic acid binding. NCBI's taxonomy places the organism in Eukaryota, Viridiplantae, Streptophyta, Magnoliopsida, Brassicales, Cleomaceae. The transcript is spliced from 2 exons.